Messenger RNA from Malaya genurostris, 2954 nucleotides. RefSeq names its product DNA mismatch repair protein spellchecker 1 (gene spel1). NCBI's taxonomy places the organism in Eukaryota, Metazoa, Arthropoda, Insecta, Diptera, Culicidae. Gene Ontology annotation, biological process: mitotic recombination; mismatch repair. The coding region runs from base 159 to 2915 and encodes 918 amino acids. The record is from RefSeq and is a predicted model, not a curated record. Gene Ontology annotation, cellular component: nucleus; MutSalpha complex. Gene Ontology annotation, molecular function: mismatched DNA binding; ATP-dependent DNA damage sensor activity; ATP binding. The transcript has 8 exons.
UAAAUAAUUGUUAUGGUUGUGAAUAUAUCAAAGAAGGCUGGGAUGCACACAUUUUUCAAGUUUUAUCUUUUCCUAACAUUCAACCUGGCAUCACUGAAUGUGCCUCAGCGCGCGUAUUAUGCUGACUACAAAUCGAAACAUAUUCUGCUAGGAGCACAAUGGCCAAUGUGAGACCACUGCAAUGUUUGAAUCUAGAUACCAUUCAACAAAAGUAUUUCAUGAAGUUCUUUAGAACGCUACCAGAUAAACCAGCUACCACAAUUCGAUUCUUUGAUCGAUCCGACUACUACAGUUGUCACGGCCCCGAUGCUGAUUUUGUCGCAAAAUGUGUGUUCAAAUCGACGACCGUAGUCAAAAUAAUGGCUCCGGCAGGUUCGGACUUCGAAUUACCAUAUGUUGUCCUAAGCAAAUCCAAUUUUGAAAGCUUUGUGCGAGAUCUUCUGCUUGUACGCAAUUAUCGAGUGGAGAUCUACAUACUUAAAGGAUGCUCAACGAAAACGUCUAACGAAUGGGUGCUGGAGUUCAAAGGAUCGCCAGGAAAUCUAGCUCAAUUUGAAGAUAUACUGUAUGCCAACAAUGAUAUGGUUGCAGGUUCUGCAUUAAUUGCACUACAUGUAAAACAGCAAGCUAAGCAGAAAGUCAUUGGAAUAUCGUGUGUUGAUACGCACGAAAGACAAUUUCUGGUAUCCGAGAUCAUUGAUAACGAUUUUUACUCCGAACUGGAGGCGUUGAUUGUUAUUCUUAGUCCUAAAGAGUGUAUUCUGCCAACAGCCGACUCCCAGUACGAGCGCAUCAUAAACCUAUUGAAGCGAAAUAAUGUAGUGGUGACUACUAAAAAGAAACAAGACUUUUCUCUCGAGAAGAAUGAUGUUAUACAAGAUUUAAACAAAUUGCUUAGAUUUUCUAAAGGUCAGCAAGAAAGUGCCAAUACUAUACCAGAAACAUCGAAGACGAUUGCGCUUGCUGCACUAGGUGUAGCAAUACGUUACUUGGAUUUGGUAAACGAUUCAUCUAACCACGGUCAAUAUCAGAUGAAACUUCUAAAUCUAAAAAGGUUCGUUCAUUUGGAUGCCGCUGCGGUUACUGCUCUGAAUCUGUUCCCUAAGCCAGGUUUCAAUAUGAACUCACCUGCUUUUAGAUGGCACUGUUUGUUAGGUGUACUAGAUCGUUGUCGAACACCCCAGGGCCAUCGAUUGAUGGCUCAAUGGAUCAAGCAGCCAUUGCGGAAUUACGAAAUGAUCAAGGACCGUCAUGACAUUGUCGAGUGUUUGGUAGAUAAUGCUCAAACUCGCUCAGAGUUGCACGAUUUACACCUGAAGCGUCUUCCAGAUAUACUUCUAGUGAUUAGGAAAUUGCUUAGAAAGAAGGCCUCAUUGCAAGAUAUUUUCCGGCUGUAUCAGGUGGUAUUACGCGUUCCUAAAAUUUUUCAGCUACUUGAAAUGCUGGAGAAUACGGCAAUUAGAAGUGUUAUUUCUAAUCCGAUGAAAGAUGCGUUGGGAGAUCUAAAACUGUUUAAAGCGAUGGUUGAGCAAAUAUUAGAUCUAGAAGCUAUUGAACGUGGAGAGUAUUUGGUAACCCAUACGUUUAACAAUGAAUUGAAAGAACUCAAGAAACAGAUGGAUGAAAUCGUUGGAAAAAUGAAACGCUUGCUUUCGAAGAUAGCUGGCGAGCUUGGGUUGGAGGAAGGUAAUUCAAUCAAAUUGGAUUUUGUUGGUCAUAUCGGGUAUCAUUUUCGGAUUUCACUCAAAGAUGAAACACUUAUACGCAAAAAUUCAAAAUUCCAGAUACUAGAUGCAAUCAAAGGCGGUGUUAGAUUCUCGAAUGAGACGCUUACUGAUUAUAAUACCGAUUUCACUGCCACGAAGGAAUCAUAUCAAGAGCAACAAAAGUCGAUUGUAGAUGAAGUUGUACGGAUUGCCAUCGGCUAUGUUGAACCUUGGACAAUUUUGAAUAAUCAGAUUGCCCAACUUGAUUGUUUCUUGAGUUUUGCUGUUGCCGCUACAAGUGCACCAGAGCCAUAUAUACGACCAAGACUACAUCCAGAGGGAGAAGGUUUUAUGAAAUUGGUUCGACUGCGUCAUCCAUGUAUAGAACUACAAGAAGAUGUUAACUAUAUAGCAAAUGAUGCCGAUUUUCAAAAAGAUAAGACCAUGAUGUAUAUCAUAACCGGCCCAAAUAUGGGUGGUAAAAGCACUUUUAUUCGUUCCGUGGGAGUUGCCGUUUUAAUGGCUCAUGUAGGAGCUUUUGUACCGUGCGCUGAAGCCGAUAUAACGAUAGUAGACUCCAUUCUUGGUAGAAUUGGUGCAAAUGACAAUCUAAGUAAGGGUCUCAGUACAUUUAUGGUUGAAAUGGUAGAAACUGCAGGAGUUAUACGAACAGCAACAGAAAGAUCUUUGGUUAUCAUUGACGAACUCGGUCGUGGGACAUCAACAUACGAGGGAUGUGGCAUCGCGUGGUCUAUAGCGGAAUAUUUGGCGAAAGAAAAGAAAUGUUUUACACUGUUUGCAACUCAUUUUCAUGAAAUUACCGAAAUAGCCGAUACUAUCAAAUCUGUUUACAGCUGUCACAUGGAAGCCAUUGCUGAUAAGGAAAACUUUACCUUGUUGUAUCAAGUUCAACCGGGUGUAAUGCAGAAAAGCUUCGGCAUACAAGUUGCAAUACUGGCAAACUUCCCCAAAGAUGUAGUAGAGCUGGCACAAAAUUUGUAUGACGAAUGUGAAGACCAUUAUAACCGUUUACAAGCAAACAAUGAUAGGGAAGGGGUCAAAGUUUUCCUAGAUUCAAUCGAUAAAAUUUCAAAUGUAAAUCCAAACAGUGACGAAGCAGUUAAAAAAAUGCUGCAGGAUGUUCAUACUAAUGUUCGAAAUUGUAACAGCCCAUACUUCCGCAAUUUUUUCCCACACCUGUAUACCUGAGCGAAUUUGCUUUUGAUAAAAUACAUUUUUUAGAAUGUU